Chlorella variabilis is the source of this 1029-nucleotide messenger RNA. RefSeq lists its product as hypothetical. The record is from RefSeq and is a predicted model, not a curated record. Gene Ontology annotation, molecular function: hydroxyacylglutathione hydrolase activity. The transcript has 6 exons. NCBI's taxonomy places the organism in Eukaryota, Viridiplantae, Chlorophyta, Trebouxiophyceae, Chlorellales, Chlorellaceae. Bases 1 to 819 code for a protein of 272 amino acids.
AUGGCCACCGCAGCAGCGGCGGAGAGCAUCGGGGGCGCCGGCGUGCUGCAGAUCGAGCGCGUGCCAUGCCUGAGCGACAACUACUCCUGGCUGCUGCACGAGCCGCAGCAGGGCGUCACGGCGGUGGACCCUGCAGAGGCGGCGCCGGUGCUGGCGGCGCUAAGGAGCAAGGGCUGGAACCUGACGCACAUCAUCAAUACUCACCAUCACUACGAUCACGUGGGCGGGAACGCGGAGCUGCAGCGCGAGUUUGGGUGCACCGUGGUGGGCCCCGCGGCAGACCACGCCCGCAUCCCGGGCAUCCAGGUGCAGCUCAAGGAUGGGGACAGGUUCCAGUUUGGGGCAGCGGAGAUGGUGUGCUAUGACACACCCGGCCACACGCGGGGCCACGUGACGUACCACUUCCCCGCCGCCAAGGCGCUCUUCCCAGGCGACACGCUCUUCAGCCUGGGCUGCGGGCGGCUGUUUGAGGGCACGCCGGCGCAGAUGUGGGCCAGCCUGAGCAAGCUCACGCCGCUGCCGGGGGACACGCUGGUGUACUGCGCACACGAGUACACAGCCAGCAAUGCCAAGUUUGCGGCCCAUGUGGACGAGGGCAACGAGGACCUGCAGCGCAUGAAGGCAGACAUCGAGGCCAAGCGGGCGCGGGGCGAGCCCACCGUGCCCAGCCAACUGGGCGACGAGCUCAAGUGCAACCCCUUCCUGCGCCCAGGCACGUUGGAUAGCCCUGCCAUCCGCUCAAAACUAGGUGUGCCAGAGGGCGCAAGCAAUGACGUGGCGUUUGGAGCCAUCCGCGCCGCCAAGGAUACGUUUCGCUGAGACGGCUGGAGGCCGUGUUGUUGCCCGCCUGACCACCUGAGUCCUGCACCUGCUGGUUCGGCUGGGCUUUGUUUGAGUUGGACUGAAGCACCUGGAUGCCAUGGCACCAACCGCAGCAGCUUGCCAUACAGCUGCCUGCCCUCAUUUCGUGUCGCACUAGCAACUCCUGCCCUUGGAGCGGCAGCCUUUGAUGUCAAAAUGUGAUUUGAC